AUGUCAUCCAUCCCACCCCCGCUGCCAUCGCGGCCACAGGGUGUCCUGAAUUCGCUUCAGGGCAGUGCCGCGGGCGGUUUCAGCCCAAUCAACACGCGGGGACCACUGCGGUACCACAUAGCCUACAGCGGUUCGCCACCACAGCACCGGACAUCCGUGUUGGCGGCAGCUGCAACCCGGCCGAAGGCGGAUGCUGCGACAGCCGAAAAGGGUGCCGCGGCUUUCGAACGCACUGACGUUGGCCCGUCAGCCUUCUCGACUGGUGGGCGGCGCACCUCUUUGAAGUCCCCUCCUUUCGUCGCAGCCGCAGCGCCAUCGGGAGGCGCCACUGUCACCCGAUCAGUCCUCACCAGCGGGCACGCCAAUUCCCUAUUGCUGCAAGCAAGAGCCGCGUUGGCCAAGGCAUCUGUGGCCCGGGACUCCGUUAAGGUAGAUGCCCGCAGCGACGACUGCAACGCAGUUCCCCUAGGUGAGGAUGCUCACGAUUCCCGCAAUGGCUUGCCGUCUUCACUCUCUCAGCGUGUCGAAGGUCACGAGGGCCAGGGCCGUUGCGAAGAGGUUGGUAAGGAGGAGCAUAAAAGCGACAGCGGUGCCGUCCCACGCGGCGAAUCACAGAGGACCAGGCAAGCAACAGACGUAUACGCCGAUCAGCCGAAGUUGUCGCACGUUCCAUCUCAGCUGAGAGUCGAAAAGUUGUUAGGGCUGGCAGCGGAGUCGGCUGCGACUCGGCGUCGCGUGGGCGUCUCUGCCAUUUCCUUUGAUCCCUCUUCCCGGAGAGCGCUUAUUCGAGACCGCGCCGCGGCUUCCAACCCGACUGCAAUAACGCCUGCCAUCGAGGUAUUUCACUCACGUGUGACGUCACCCUCUCGCCCCCACUUCAAUCUCCCGGUGAAUUGCACUGGGCACAUGGAGGCACCUCUGUGUACCGCGUCAGACUCCCUGAAGGGGAUUUCUGUACCCAUGCCAUCGGUGCGCUUCAUCUACACGCGAUCCUCCAGCAGCAGCAGCAAUGCUCGAGGCUCUAAGAAGUCUACGCCUCUUUCGAUACCGGCGGUGAAGGAUGCCCUCGGCGAUGACGUUCGUGCUACCGCCGCUGUGUCGACGGAGCCUGGGAUUACCACACUCAAGGUGGCGGACCUCGCUGAUGAGCGCGUUACGGCCACCACGACAGCUGCCUCAACCCAACUAUCACUUGCAACCCAGUUGCUCCUCAGCCGUAGCACGUUGUCGCGGCAACAUGUCGAAGGAAAGCUUCGGCGGCCCAGUGCGAGCAUCCCCGGUACACUUGAUGCCACCUGUGCCUAUGCGCGCACAAGGACGGCAGGGACAGCCCCGCAGCUGUUCUCUGAAACACGCGAUAGACCGACGGACGAGAAGUCUGGUAAAGCCUCGAGAAGAGAUGUCGAGCACCCGGUGAAUGACGCGCUGCAGCAUACAGGCGCAAGGGACUUUGACGAAGCCUCGCAGUCGCGCCUGCAGCGGUGGCGCCAAGGUCAAGAGGGGAAUCGCUCAAAGGCGAAGUAUGUGGCCUCAAUCAACACCUCGACCUCACCGACUGUCGAGGGUGACACAACUUCAAGAGAGAUGGUGAAAAAUAAUGCAGGUGUAGCACCAAAAGGAGAUGUGGUGAAGCCACUGCCAAGCGCACCAACGACGGUCGCGUCGGGGCAGCAGCAAGAGAGAGGGGAGCGAGGAUCAGCACGAGGGGCCAGCGCCGCCAAUGCUGACCUCGUAAUCGCACCAGAGCCACCGACAGAGGAGCCAGAAAGGCAGCGCAGACGAUCCUUGCCAGUAGAUGCCGGAAAUACUGCUACUGCGCCUACUGCAAGCGAGUCCUUUCUCCUCAGUGAAGCAAUGCACAGCGACGCUGCACCGGACUCACCGGAGACUGAGCUGGCGUCUGUCGACUCCAGGCGAAGCUCAAAAGUGUCGAUGGCGCCGCGGCCGAAACUGCCAUCUACCGCGAAAAGUGGAAGUGUGGUUGAUGAGUGUGGGGUUGCGGCUGUCAGAAAUGAAGAAGUACAGGCUAGCUUGCCUGCCAAGGUGUCAACUCACGCUCCACCCCACAACUCCCCCUUCAGCUGCUACCUGACGGAGGACCCGGCGCAUCGAGCAACUGCGGAAGAAGGUGCUCCGGUCGACCGGGUAUCGCAGUCGUUGCCGCCACCGCAGGACCCUCCGGUGAGUGCAAUUGCCGUGAAGCCUCCGCAUCCGCCAUCCACACAACACAAAACCCGUCCUUGCUUUGCACCAGGAGUGACUGAAGGCGUUACUCCGGCUAACCGCCAGCCAUCAAACCGCGCAUCGACGCAUCAGUCUGCGUGGCGUCAGACCACGCGAGGGUCUACAGCGGCCGCAAAGGAGGCCUCUCUGCCUUUCUCGUCACCUGGCGUUGCCAAAGCGCGGGAGCUCUUCCGCGCAGUGCUUGAGCGUCGUGGACAACGGCUUCAGCUCCAGGAAUCCUUGAACGCCGGCCGCGUCUCUCCCCAGCAGCUAGCCUCGAUUGAGGCCCGUGCUGAGACGUCUGGUGAGGGAGCAGAGGUGUCGCCGGCUUUCCCUCGUUGCGAACAGCCAAGCGCGUGCCACACCACCGCCACUUCCAGCCCCUCCACAUCUCCAUGGAGUUUGAUGCAGGGCGCGACUGUGGCCACGUUGUUAACAGCCGAGUCCGCAUGCUCGUCGGCAUGUGCGUCCAGUACUGUGACGCCAGGGGGUCUCAGCACUCUUUAUAUGAGCUCCGUUGUGAGUCUAGCGACGGGGCCUGACACUGGUGACGACGCGCCACGCAGCGGUGACGAGGCAGCAGCAGAGACAUCUGGUGAGAGCGUUUUCUUUGCUCACCAGGGAGGUAGAGACUAUCAAAGCUCUUUUCCCGGCACCGAGAUAGCCGCCGAGAAGGCAGACACCGGUCUCAAGUCAUCGCCAUGCUCGGAGAACGAGGAGCUGGUGGGCAGUCGCUCCGUCAACCGGAAGCCUGAUGCGUACACCUUUCUCCUACAGUGGAUUCGCCAAAGCAGGGCGCAGUCGUCACGCCCCACUUCUGGUGCGCCAACACCUCUGCCAGCAGUGGAUGUGGAGGUUGGUCUCGCUGCGAUACCCACGACGACCGAUAAUGAACAGAACGCGCGCCUUGCCGAGCGGCGUGCUCUCGUCGACAAGUACCACCGACCUAGCAGAACUUCCAGCGACGUGGAGGUGGACACCAACAAGGCGCAGCGACCCGAGUUGGAUGCGUCAAGGCCUGUCUCCAAGGCAUCCUUUCUCCGCAAAUCGUCAGACCCGUGUUGCUCUCACCAAAACAGUAGCUGUGCCAGCUCCUUGUGCACCCCCUUCUUCGACAAGGACAUGGUGUCCGAGAAACAUCUGACCUCAGCACCUGCACCCCCCUCUGGUCAAGACAUAGCUGAAAGCCACAACACUCUCGUAGAUGAUGCAGAGUGGCCUCCUCAUACUCCCGCCUCUGCCGUGGUUGCUGACGCGGAUGGUGCCCCCACCUCUACCGUCGCUGCUCUCGGUGACAUCCAGCUACACGAGCUGGACAAACUCGAACAGAGCAUCAACGCACUGUUGAAGAAUUACGGGCCCAGCAAGGCGCCAGGUAAGGAGAGCACGCCGACAAAGAUGACGGCCGCCGCUGCGCUGAUGCGUGAGAUGCCUCCGCCGGCAAGGACGUCCACGAGUAUGAAGGCAAAGCACAAGGAGACCGUGUCAGUCUUAAAGGAGCGCCGGAAGAAAGACUCGAAUUGCGACACACCGGGGGUUAGCAGCUCUGAAGGCAAUACUCACACCUGGCGCCAUCACGGCUGCGCAAGCAAAACCGACGAUGACGACAGCCAAUGGGAAGGAAGCGGACUCUGGUGUGGAGACGAGUCCACGUACGAAGUCAAGCCGCCAACGGUCUUUGUGCCGCCUCUUGACCUCACGCCGCUGCUGCUGCCAACGAACGAUUCAGAGGACCUCAAGCCAUAUCGCAUCCCGCUGCCCUCCGCCGUGCCGGCACCCGACGAGGCACACCGGCAUCUUCUUCUCACUAUCGGCGCUUAUGCGGUAGCCUUUGGCGCAGAAUGUAACACGGUGGCAGCGGGCGACGACAGUAGAGCUGGCGUCUGGACCGGUGGACCAAGCGCGUCCUCGUUGAUGAUGAGUGGAGAGGACGCUGCGCCGUCACCCAGCGACUCGGCGUCGUUUAACAACUCGUGCGCGCCGCCUUCCUGCCGGGCUCGCAGGAGCGGUGCGUCCCUCACCGGCGUCUCUCCGUUUGUGAAUGAGCGGAUUCAGCGAAUGCGAGCGUCAUGGCAGCACUCCUCAUCGACGGUGGACGUCACCGUAGACGUGCGGAGUCGAAGAGUAUCUCGAGAGGUGAGCAACUCUGUGAAGGACGGUGUUGAUAGGGCGGAAAGCAAGCAGGCUGAUGUUAGCAAUGCAUUGUUGCUAGAGAAAGCUGCCUACUCUAAGCAAGUGGAGAAAGGGGGAUCUCUUUUCAGCGACGGGUCUGCCAAUGCGCAGCAGCGCACAGCCCACAUACGGUUCACAGACGAUAGCGAUGCCUUGGAUGGAGGUCGCGGUGCAGAGCGCGACCGGCGCGUGAGCCACCAGCGAGCUCGAGUGCAGCGCAUUCUUCUGGACUGUCAGGAGCAGCGAAGGCGCAAGGGCGCCGUCGUCAAAUAG
This is a messenger RNA of Leishmania braziliensis MHOM/BR/75/M2904, 4668 nucleotides long. RefSeq lists its product as hypothetical. The transcript has a single exon. Lineage: Eukaryota; Euglenozoa; Kinetoplastea; Trypanosomatida; Trypanosomatidae. The record is from RefSeq and is a predicted model, not a curated record. The coding region runs from base 1 to 4668 and encodes 1555 amino acids.